Molecule: messenger RNA, 1301 nt
Organism: Candidula unifasciata
Lineage: Eukaryota; Metazoa; Mollusca; Gastropoda; Stylommatophora; Geomitridae
Source: the annotation of a GenBank genome assembly
GAACGCAACGGCAGCCAUCUACCUUGAAGAAGCAACGAAGACCAAAGAAUCUGACAUUGGAGCAUUUCUCAUCCAUGAAAGUUUGGACAAGUUUGGGACAUACCAUGUUAGAGUUAGGCUCAGCAGAAACUCACCCAAUGACCAUAAUACACCGAGCUCAGGAAUAAUAGAAUGUCUGCCAGGUGGGCAGUUGAAGCUAACAAUGGGCGAGCAAGAGUUCACAUUUGAUCAUUGUUGCCAAGUGAGGAGUCACCUGACAAGUAGAUGUGGGCCACAGGUGGCGGCAUCUCCGAACACUUUCUCAGUAUUGGCAGACAUUAAUGAGGAAUUUCAAGAAACGAAACCAGAGUAUUAUGGGCCCCACACAACCAGUGAGGAUGUUCAAAUAGAGUCAACAGGGCUUCUAGCCAUGAAUAAGGACCUGCUUAGAGUCUCAGAAAUACCAGCUCUACUUCAGAAGAAGACAAGAGAUUUUUUUAUCUUUAAUGAAAAGUCCAAACUAAUUUUGAAAAGCAAGGACAUUAUUAAUAUGGAUUGGGUGCAGAAGCUCAAAAAGUACACUGUAGCAGCUUUCCGAGAGGGACUUGUGAAACUUCAAACAUUGUACCGCAUUAAAAAGACCAGUUUCCUCAAGUACUACUGCAUGGUUCUGGAUCCAAAGUUUUCUGUCUUAAUGGAGUUUACCCCACAUCAUGAUGUCCUGACCUUCAUUUGCGAGAAUCCCCAGUCGGUGGCACAGAAAGUGAAUAUCAUGGAUCAGAUCAUUAAAAUUCUCAUUGUGAUGGAGAAGCACAACAUUUACCAUGGAAACUUGAGACUGAGGAAAUUUUAUGCCUUUGUCCCUCAUGGGUCUAAGCAAAUUACAGUGAAACUUGGUGACCCUGGGAUAGUUUCCCACUUUGAUGAUUUGAAUUUGAAGAACAUUCAUAAUGUUGAAAGAGCUCCAUGGCUUUCACCUGAACGGAGAAAUAACCUGAAGAAAAUCACGUAUGAAUCUGAGGUAUAUGCUAUGGGAACUACCCUGUAUGAGCUUCUGUGCCAGAGUGACCAGUUCUCACAGGAUCUGAAACUCAGUCGGGGUGAAAAUAUGCUGACGUACCUGGAGACAAACAAGCACCUCCCACGCCCAACUUUUCUUGAAGACAACAACAGGGAACCAUCCUCAGAAGAAGAUGAAGGGAAGAAGCUGGUACCAGAAGCUUUAGAAGUCCUUGAGAGGAUUUGGAAAAUUAUCCUGAUGUGCUGGGAGAAGGAUCAGGCAUACAGACCGUUAAUCUCAACUCUGAAUAGCAAGAUGGAAG